This is a messenger RNA of Fusarium redolens, 2103 nucleotides long. RefSeq lists its product as uncharacterized. Bases 435 to 1763 code for a protein of 442 amino acids. NCBI's taxonomy places the organism in Eukaryota, Fungi, Ascomycota, Sordariomycetes, Hypocreales, Nectriaceae. The record is from RefSeq and is a predicted model, not a curated record. The transcript has a single exon.
CCUCAAGGCUCUCAUAUGUCGUUCCUCUUAUUCGUCUCAAGUCGAAAUGAAUGUCCUGUUCUUCCCAAGUGGCUUCCCUCCGUCUGCCUCUUGGGAUUACCUGCCCUGGUGAGUGAAGCCGCGUGGCUGACUUGUCUCGCUAGGGGCUUCUGAACCCGUCGCCACCCCCGUCUACCUUCAGCUUUCUACACAGCAGUCAGAGGCUCUCUGAAACAGUCUUCCUUAGACCUCAGAUAUAUCAGCACUUCUUGGCUUCCAACUGAAGCUUGAGAAAAAGGUCUGGAAGCCUGCUAGUUAGGAUCUUGGGUCCAGGAGACACCCCAUCUGGCCCCUUGGGUAGGUUUAACAGUACCGAAGCCUCUUACCUCAGCGGUCACCCUUGGUCAAAACUUUGUGCACAAGACCCCAGCUAGCGACGACCAGAGACCGUGCAAAUGAAACAGCCACAAGGAGCGCAGCCGAGUGCAUGGCUCGUGACGUUCGACCCUAACAUAUCAUCCCAGGGUCGAAAGAUAACUUUACUCUUUCUUUUCCCUAUUUUCAAACUGCUGGCAGCCCUUGGCCAACCCUUAAUUAAUAUUUUCCAUUACCAAGCAAGAAGCAUCGUCUUGCAACCUCCGAUGGCGAUUUGGAUGAAAACUCGCGGCUUCGGUUCCGGGGUUGACGGCUUCUCCCAAACAUCCGUGACCAUCAUCUUCGUCUUUCUUGCUAUCUCCCUCUACAAUUUCAUCGAGCUCAACUGCAUCAUCUGGUGGACGUUCAAGCGUCAUGCUGGCCUGUACUUCUGGUCCUUCGUAGUCGCUACCUGGGGCAUUCCCCUAUACUGCGCGGGCUUUCUCACCAAGUACUUGGGGUCCCCAUCGCUGGGGUACUUUUCCUGCACGUUGAUCGUGAUAGGCUGGAUAUGCUUGGUCACCGGUCAGUCAAUGGUGCUAUGGUCCCGGGUCCAUUUGGUGCUGCAGGACCGAAAGCUUCUCAAGAUGAUCCUGUGGAUGAUCAUCACCAACGCUAUCGUCUGCCAUGGAGCCAUCAUUCCAAUGGUGUAUGGUUCCUUCUCCAGUAACCCUGAGAUGUGGCAGAAGCCCUAUACUAUCAUGGAAAAGAUCGAAGUCACCGCCUUUUUUCUUCAAGAGGUCAUCCUAUCCGGUUUCUACAUCGUCGAAACAGUCAAGCUCAUGAGGCUCGAACGGGCCAUGGGGAACACCGGGUCGAGCCGCCGUUUGAUGAAGCACCUUAUCCUUGUCAACGUCCUGAUCAUCUUCCUCGAUGUCACCAUCCUCGGUCUUGAGUAUGCGAACCAAUAUGAGUACCAGACAGCAUACAAGUGCUUCGUCUAUAGCACAAAGCUGAAACUGGAAUUUACCAUCCUAAAUCGUCUCGUCGAAAUGACGACCGGAAACAAGGAUCUCAACUCCGGGUCAUGGAGCCGGAACAAUAUCACUCUUACUAAGACCAGUAUCGGCCUGAAAACAUUGAUCGACAAAGCAGGCGGCAAGCCUACAGGUGGUGUUUCAUAUCCGGCAUAUGCCAGGGGAGGUGGCGAAGGCUCCAAUGGCAGAGUACAGAUGCCAUCGCCUCAAGAUGACAAUAGUGUCACAAUGUCGACGGAGGUUACCGUCCACCGCGCGGAAAGACGGGAUGGUGAGACGAGCAUCUGCAGAAAGUCAUCGGCCGAGCCAACCAUUGGAGUGGUGAAGGUUUUUCUCGGGAAGACCAUGUCGAAGUCAUCAUCCGAGGUCGAUCUUGCAACUCAUGGUUUCUAAUGGGCAGAAUGCAGCUUCUUUGCUUGGAAAUACCCUCCAGUUCUGCCGCACGGAAUGCGACGCCUAGCAAGGGAUAGAGUGGCGUGGUCUUUCCGCCGUAUUGCCAAGAUGGGUUGUGGUAUUAACAGUCGUUGAUGUAAGAUGAACAGUAAUCGUGGGGGCUUUCUUCCGGACACACUUGUAGCAAACCCAACUAUUCCGUGUCUCAUCCUUGACUUCCUGGAGGUGUUGAAAAAAUCCGGGAAUCCCCCUUCCCUUCAGGAUUCAGACUGUUAGUCUGAAAGUCCUAGAUUUAAAAUUCAAAGUCCUAGAUGAAAUCAUCUAGAGAUAUAAACCCGAG